UGCUUUUUUUCGCCGAGUGCUUUGAUGGUGUUGGUGUCGUUUCUCGUCGUAAAUUCUGAGUUGCGUAUAUGAAGUCACAACAAACUGUUUCACAUUGCACACACACUCAAUAGCGAAGGCAAAGCAAGAAAUCGGCAAUUAUCUAAUUCUUUUUUUCUUUACUCACAUCAUCCAUUCGUUUUUGCUUCAUUUGAUUUUUCGAUAGAAAGGGACAGAGAGACAAAAAAGAGAGAGAGAGAGAGAGAAAAAUACAGUGAACGAUGUUUAAUGCCUCGCAAAUGAUACUGACACCGUUGCUGAUGCGGCUGUUAUUUCUUCUACAGUUUGCUACAUUCACAUCUUGUGCUCAUUCAACAAAUGCCAGUAAGAAAAAUGUUCUGUUUAUAAUUGUUGAUGAUUUACGUCCCUCGUUAGGUUGUUAUGACGAUUUGCUCGCCGUUACACCGAACAUAGACCGAUUGGCUAAGAAAAGUGCGCUAUUUCAACGAACCUAUGCACAGCAAGCCUUGUGCGCACCAAGUCGAAACUCAAUGUUAACAAGUCGAAGACCGGAUACUACUCAUCUGUACGAUUUUUACAGCUACUGGCGCAGGUCUGUGGGCAAUUUUACGACGAUACCACAAUAUUUUAAGGAUCACGGAUACGAAACAUUUUCAAUUGGCAAAGUAUUUCAUCCAGGCGCUUCAAGCAAUUUCAAUGAUGACUUUCCGUUGAGCUGGUCCAAUGAAACGUUUCAUCCAUCCACCGAACAGUAUAUGAAUGAUGCCGUCUGCUUUGAUAAGACAACGAAAAAAUUGCAAACAAAUCUCGUCUGUCCGAUAAAUGUGAAAAGUCAACCUGAGCACACUUUGCCCGACAUUCAGUCAAUUGCUGAAGCAAAACGUUUAUUAAACACCAUAAGCGUGAAUAAAGCACCGGCACCGUAUUUCAUAGCGAUUGGCCUGCAUAAGCCGCAUAUUCCAUUCCGUUUUCCCAGUAAAUACUUACGUUAUCACUCCAUUGAUAAAUUCCACAAAAACGAUUUCAUUCAUGUGCCAUACAAUUUGCCGACUGUCGCCUUUAACCCAUACAACGAUAUACGGUUGCGAGACGAUGUUCAAAAGUUGAACAUAUCGUUUCCGUUUGGUCCGAUGGAGAAGACGUUCGCAUAUCACAUUCGACAGGCCUACUAUACAGCUGUAACAUAUGUUGACGAUUUGAUCGGUGAUUUACUGAAAAGUGUGGACUUUUCAAAUACAAUCAUCGCAUUGACGAGCGAUCAUGGGUAUUCGUUGGGCGAACACGCUGAAUGGGCGAAAUAUACAAAUUUUGAAAUUGGUGUACGUGUGCCAUUGAUCAUAUAUUCGCCGGCACACCCAUUAUCGAAAAUGUUAAAAGUCAAUGAAUUUGCUGAACUUGUCGACAUAUUUCCGACGCUCGUCGAUUUGGCGACAUUGCCCGGAAUAAAGUCAUGCAGGAAAAGUCAUUUCAAGCAGUCGACAUGCACCGAAGGUAAGAGUCUGGCUCGUUACUUCUCAGCUGGAAUGCCAUUAAACACAUCGUGGGCUCAGUUUGCAAUCAGUCAAUAUCCUCGACCUGGCGUUUUUCCGACGCAACUUCCGGACAGUGAUAAGCCACGUCUGAAAUACAUAAAAAUCAUGGGCUAUUCAUUGCGAACAACCGAUUUUCGUUACACCAUUUGGCUGAAAUUCGAUUCGAAACAUUUCAAACGAAAUUGGCAUAAACAUUACGGCGAAGAAUUGUAUGAUCAUUCCAUUGAUGGAGAGGAGAAUUUGAAUUUGGCAAAUCGCAAAGAAUAUGCGGCUAUAAAAUUGCAAUUAAAAAAUUUACUUCGUAACAAAGUCGAUAAUUAGAAAUAAAAGUAUUUUUUUUUGCGAUGCAAUUUUCAUUUGAUUAUCCCUGUGUUUUUUCACUCUUCUCUGUUUUGUUGCUUGU
Messenger RNA from Sitodiplosis mosellana (orange wheat blossom midge), 1935 nucleotides. It is a transcript of the gene Ids, whose product is annotated as iduronate 2-sulfatase. Lineage: Eukaryota; Metazoa; Arthropoda; Insecta; Diptera; Cecidomyiidae. The transcript is spliced from 4 exons. The coding region runs from base 261 to 1853 and encodes 530 amino acids. The record is from RefSeq and is a predicted model, not a curated record. Gene Ontology annotation, molecular function: iduronate-2-sulfatase activity.